Anarrhichthys ocellatus (wolf-eel) is the source of this 1965-nucleotide messenger RNA. It is a transcript of the gene apex2, whose product is annotated as APEX nuclease (apurinic/apyrimidinic endonuclease) 2. Gene Ontology annotation, molecular function: DNA-(apurinic or apyrimidinic site) endonuclease activity; zinc ion binding; DNA binding. Gene Ontology annotation, cellular component: nucleus. Gene Ontology annotation, biological process: base-excision repair. Bases 50 to 1801 code for a protein of 583 amino acids. The transcript is spliced from 6 exons. The record is from RefSeq and is a predicted model, not a curated record. NCBI's taxonomy places the organism in Eukaryota, Metazoa, Chordata, Actinopteri, Perciformes, Anarhichadidae.
UGUUGUCUGACUACAGUGUCAAAAAACGGUAAAAGAUAAUUGAAUCACAAUGAAGAUCGUUACCUGGAACAUAAAUGGCAUAAGGACUUUCAGAGGCGGCAUUAAAAAGGCUCUUGAUUCACUGGACGCUGACAUUAUUUGCGUCCAAGAAACAAAAGUGACAAGAGACUUGCUUGAUGAAAGAACUGCCAUUGUUGACGGCUACAAUUCAUAUUUCAGUUUCAGUCGAGGACGCAGCGGCUAUUCAGGGGUUGCCACUUACUGUAAAGACAGUACCGCUCCAUUUGCUGCUGAGGAGGGUCUCACAGGUCUGCUGACCAACCAUGAAGGGGCUGUUGGAUGCUAUGGGGACCAGACUGAGUUCUGUAGCGAGGAGCUGCAGCUUUUGGACAACGAAGGACGAGCCGUUAUCACACAGCACAGAAUCAUGUGUCAGGAGAAAGAGCAAACCGUUACUGUAAUCAAUGUAUACUGUCCUCGGGCUGACCCUGAAAAGCCGGAGCGAAAGCAGUUCAAACUGCAGUUCUACAAGUUGCUUCAGAGUCGCGCUGAAGCAAUACUGAAAGAUGGGAGCCACGUGAUCGUAUUAGGAGAUGUCAAUACAUCUCACCGGCAAAUAGACCACUGUGACCCCAGUGAUAAUGAUGAUUUUGGUGAAAACCCUGGGAGGAAAUGGCUGAAUGCCUUUUUGCACAGUGGCAGAGAAGAAGAGGGAAUGAAAGAGCAAGAACCCAAUGAAGAAUCAAAGGUAACUUCAUCAGAUGCCACCCACAGUGGAAAAUUCGUGGAUACAUUUCGCUUUUUCCACCCAACCCGCACCAGCGCCUUCACAUGCUGGAGCACUCUCACCGGAGCGCGGCAGACCAACUAUGGCACACGCAUUGACUACGUAUUCGCUGACUGCGUACUAGCCAAGGAGCAGUUUGUGGCAGCAGACAUCAUGCCAGAGGUGGAGGGGUCGGACCACUGCCCUGUGUGGGGGCAACUGAGCUGCUCUCUCCUGCCCAGCUCCAAGCCUCCUCCACUCUGUACACGCUACCUGCCAGAGUUUGCUGGCAAGCAGCAGAAACUCUCCCGCUUCCUUGUUAAAGUGGACCAAAGAUCAACUCCGUCUGAGCAGAGGGAUGCAUUACCUGGAUCUCAAGAAGAGGAAGAAAGGAGGGAGAAUUUAAACCCAUCCGGAGCGGGAAAUGUCUCUGGUAAAAAACGGUCAUUAACAUCAGACUCUGUUGUCCCAAAGGGGAAAAAGACUAAGACAGUGAAGACUUCCUCAAACCCAAAGGGGAGCCUCCUCUCCUUUUUCAAACCCAAACUCACAAAUGCUGCUCCCUCUACCGAAGCCCCUGUAAAGCAGUGUGAAAAAACACUCGGCAAGGACGAAGUAACUUCCUCACAAAACUCCCAAAAAGCAUCCUCAUCCAGCGAGGACGCGUCCUCGGUCACAAGCAGCAUACCUGAAGCUACUGAGCUCGUCUACGAUGGUUCACCACAGCUGUGCACCAGCAGCACCUCAGAGGAAAAUCAUAAACGGAUGACGACAAAACCUUCAACCCUACACCCCACUGCGGGACCCCCGGAUGCCAAGAAAGGGGCAUCCUUAGGGUUUUGGAAGUCCGUUUUUCAUGGACCGCCCCCACCGCCCUCCUGUAAGAUCCACGGGGAACCCUGUGUGCUUCGUACUGUGAAAAAGGAGGGGCCAAACAUGGGCAAACAGUUCUUUGUGUGUGCCCAUCCUCAGGGACAUGCCUCCAACCCCGAGGCCCGGUGUAAUUUCUUUGCAUGGGUUGACAAGGGGAAAUGACAUGUUUACUUUAUUCACCACAAGUUGUUUGGUCCGACUCGUCGUUAAACCUCUUGCUCAAACAAGUACUUUGAGACUACAAGGAUGUCGUCAUUUUAACAAUUUGAAUUGUUGACUGAGUUUUUAUGUCUUUGCUAAUAAUAAUAAAAAACAAUUUUCUAUAA